AUGUACGGACUUAAGCAACUGGCUCUGCUGAGCUUCAUGCUCCUAUCGGUCUCUGCGACCAAGGAUACAACACGCACAAUGGUUGGCAUUGAAACCAUGGACAGUAGCAAGGGCAUCGACGUGCCAUUGGAGGAUUGCCACGAAGUCGAGCAAGAAGAGGUUCUUACUGUCUCCAUCAAGAAGUAUUGCCGCGUUUUCACUGGCCCAGCCUGCACAGGCCGAAACGCAUUGCUCCCUCCUGGUGACCACUCGCACUCCGAUCCGGUGCCUGUUGAAUCCAUUUACUGCCAUGCGAAGCGUCCCUUCUAG
This is a messenger RNA of Penicillium pulvis, 309 nucleotides long. RefSeq lists its product as uncharacterized. The transcript is spliced from 4 exons. NCBI's taxonomy places the organism in Eukaryota, Fungi, Ascomycota, Eurotiomycetes, Eurotiales, Aspergillaceae. Bases 1 to 309 code for a protein of 102 amino acids. The record is from RefSeq and is a predicted model, not a curated record.